Leptidea sinapis is the source of this 600-nucleotide messenger RNA. RefSeq lists its product as uncharacterized. Lineage: Eukaryota; Metazoa; Arthropoda; Insecta; Lepidoptera; Pieridae. The coding region runs from base 66 to 575 and encodes 169 amino acids. The transcript has 4 exons. The record is from RefSeq and is a predicted model, not a curated record.
CUUGAUUAUCGACAUGUCAGUCAUAAAUAUAAAAUAGUAAAUUAUAGUAAAAAUAACAAAUAAAAAUGAGUUUCAUGGACAAAUUGCCGACUGUUAUAAGCUGUUGCUUUUGCUGUUUCUUGAGAGCUGGAACUGUUAUGAUCGCACUGUUUUCAUUUCUAUCAGGCCUCCUAUUUGCUCCAAAUGUCACUCACAUCAAAGGAUUCUGGUCUAUGGACCCGGUGCUGUCAUACUACAGCGCGGCGACGGAGAAUGCCAUCCAGAUAAUAUUGGGCAUUGUUUCUAUUAUGCUUUGCUUCGUCAGUGGCUUGCUUGUGGUCGGGGCUUGCUGUAAUAUUCCUGUUCUGUUGGAGAUAUACCAGUGGGGUGCAGUGGCUUACAGCAGUAUCGUCCUCCUUCUGUUCCUAAUACUAACCAUAUUCUGUUUCUUUGUCCACACAAACUGUGCGCUGGCCGGGUUUGUGCUAAUAUUUUUGAUGGUGGUUAUUGUUAUAUUAACGAUGUACUUCGUUAUGGUGGUGAACAGUCUUAGGAUGUCACUUAAGUUUCUGGCAAGUCAAGAUUUGAUAGUUUAGCUCGAGAGAUAAAUAAAUUGUGUUA